GAAUAUUGACAUUUUCGGGCUAGGGCCGCUGACAGAGUCCAGGGCCUUCCCUGAUCCUCCUGGUGCAGUAUCCAUGGCUACGCUCUGGAUAAAAUCGCGCCAAACCGGCGCGCGAUCCUGUGGAAUAAUCACCGAGUGACUAAUUCAAUUGAUUCCCAUUCAACGCGACAAUUUUUUAGGGAGAACCCACGGCUUCAGCGUUUAUUUAUUAUUUUUUUUGUUUGGGGGGAUUGGAGACAGUGACAUCGAGAGAUCGUGAUGAUACCAUGGAGGAGCUGAUAACGACCAGUCGCUAGCAAUGAUGUGACAAUAAUGGAUACCUCCCCUCUACAUUCUACGAUUGGAGAACAAUAAUUGAUAUCUCCACUGUGCUAUUCCAGUGCUUCCUUGAGGAAAGAAGAAGAAAAUCCAAAUGAUAAGACUACCUAAUAAUUCAAGUAAACUUGUUAAGCCAGUGCCAAAGUAGAAAAGCCAAGUUAAACAGACCAAACAAAUAACUGGGCCAAAUAACUGUGUCAAAGAGAAGAGAGAGAGAUAAAAGCAUAAAGAAAUAGAUUUGGAGAGAAGGAGAUAAAUCAGAGAUUAAACUAGACUGAUGUGGAUGACGAGGGGUGUCAGCGUUGAGGAGUCAAUAGCACAUUGAGUUGUUGAAGAAGUAAUAAUUUAAGUAAGGAGUCAGGGGAAUUAAAAAAUGGGCAAUAAGCUGUCGGCGUGCAGUUGUGCACCAUUAUCGAAACGGGGCUAUCGGGACGAGGAUUCACCAUGGCAGACUGGAGGAAGGGGUGGAAUGGGCGGUGGUAGUCACAGGAGUGACUCAGGCCCUUUGCUCAGGUGCGGAAUAGAGAAGAAGAGACUAUGGGCUGAAGUAUUUCAUGUGAGUGCCAGUGGUACUGGUACUGUCAAGUGGCAACAAGUAUCCGAGGAUCUCGUCCCUGUCAACAUUCGUUGUCUCCAGGAUUCACCUGAACUGGUCUUCCAUAUCAGCGCCUACAAUAGUCAGGUUGAUAAAAUUCUGGAUGUACGACUGGUCCAACCAGGUACUAGAAUUGGUCAGGCAUCGGAGUGCUUUAUCUACUGGAAGGACACGGUGACCCAUGACACGUGGGGUCUCAAUUUUACAUCACCCAUUGAUGCUAAACAGUUCAAAGACUGCUGUUCACAAUCAACCAAGACACCAAGAAAAGCAACCUCAUCUUACUCCCUCAAGCUACCGAGCGAACCACCCAAUAAGCAAAAGGUCAAGCCACGUAUAAAACCACUUUCAACACCAGCAUCACCGAGUAGAUCCAAAGCACCACAGUGCACUUGUAUGCCACCGGACCAAUUUGUCAGGCUUCGGUCUCGAGAUGCGAGAUUUAUGUCCCAGGGCGCAUCAACACUACCCAGAACCAUGAACCGCACCUCAGAAAUGGAGAUGACGCCAGGACGUGACAAGAUAGCACCAGCAACAUCGAGUGCAUCGCUUUACGAUAAUGUCAAUAAUACCGGCGAUACACCGGGCAAAACAUCGAAAUCUGGUGACUCAUGUAAACAUACUGUCAAAGACAAGCAGAAUGAAACGUGCCAAACAACACCAAAAACCGCGAACAUCGGUAUUGGUACAGCUACGGUGGGUUCCCAGAUUGACAGUCCCGACGACAAGGGCACCUCGAUCUCUCCCCAAAAGGGAAUAAAACGCCAGGACAGUGCAACCCAAAACGGUGGUGAAAGCCUAAAAUCGGAGGGAACCCAAGCAGGUGGUACCCUCCACAGCAGUAAAUCACACCGCAAAGAGCAACUGCAUCACACUAAAUCAGCGGAUUAUACCGAGCUAGAAAUGCAAAACGGUAAUAUCUUCAACAUUGUCAAUAACAAUAACAGUAGAAAAUCUAAGAGUAAGAGUACAGAUGACAUGAGAAUCGAGAAUGCUCAGAACGGUGGUAUAAGCCUUGAUCCAAAUACACUGAAACGUAUGCUCAAACCAAUGUCAAGUAUCGAUAGUCCUGCAACGUCACCUGAAAUGACGAGAAAACGUCACAGCCAUCAUCCCUAUCAUUAUCACCCGAAUAACAAUAAUCAGAAGUACAUACAGUCAGAGGCAGAGAAUGAGAAUUAUGCUCAUCCAUACAGAAGUCCGUACAACAACAAAUUUCCAGGGUCAAGGAGUGUUCACGAUAUGGGUCGUCACUAUAAUGGCGGCAGAGGCAGGAUGUACUUAGAUUUGGAACGUAAUCGGUGCGCAGGUGAUAUUUCCCCUCCAUCAGACAACGUUAUCUUCGACAAUCAGUGCUAUGCUACAACACCAAGCUCGUCAAAUGGUAAUUCAGAUAUGGAGCAGCCAAAUCACUGCAACAGUCGUCGUUACAAUUCGGCCCAGUCGUAUCAUCAUCAUCAUCAUCAACAGCAGCAGCAGCAACACCAGCAACAGCAUCAGCAACAGCAGCAGCAGCAUCAUCAUCAGCAGCAGAAUAUGCAGUCGGCCUCAACACCUGGUAGUCCAUCGAGUCGUUUGCUGCUCGAGUACGAGAUGCAUCUCAGGAAUACAUUGGCCAAGGGAAUGGAUGCUGAGAGUUACAGUCUCCACACGUUCGAGGCACUUCUCACUCAGAGCAUGGAGAAUUUGGAAUUUGCCGAGAACAUCCCACUUAAUGUACAACGCACACCACACGCAUCGCGCAGGCGCUCAAAUUCUAAUAAAUCAUCGACAUUGCCGCUAUCCUAUCGGUAUUGCAAUGAGAGACAGAACAGCAAGGAUCGUGAUGGAUAUUACAGUGAUAGAAAUGAAAUAAUAAGGGAGAAGAGGGAUCGCGAGGCGGAAAGAGAGCGUGGAUAUCUCAGUGAUUAUAAUUCCAAGUAUGACUCGAAUUGUGCAAGCUGCAUUGGAAGCUCAGCCAGGGCCCAAUGGUUUCGUCACUCGGACGGAUGGCACUCAGGCAGCUCAACAUUUGGCUCGGCCCAAUCUAAUUCCAUAAACCCUGGCUACGGUGGACACAGACGUGAAUCCCCCUGGGAUUCUCUGCCAUCACUCCGCCACGAGGGAAGUCUCAACGAUAGUGGAUACAAGUCCAACAGAACUGAUUCCCUCGAGCACCGUGGAACAUUCGAUAGACAGGACAGUGUCAGGUCGGAUUACAUGUCCGAUAGAGAAAGCAGAUAUGGAAUAGUGCAACAAGCAUCACUUGAGAGUACUGACUCAAGGCUGUGCUAUUUGACAUCGUCAGAGAUGUCGGAUGAUGACCGGAUGUCAUUGACGACAGCAGUGAGCGACGAUGAUGAUGGGGAGAGUGUGAUGAAUUCACCAUACAGGGCUAAACAGACCGGCACUGCUGCUGCAUCUUUCAACUGCACUGGAGCAGUGCGCAAAGCUGGAUUUCUCAGUGUGAAGAAGUGGCUGUUGCGUAAAAAACAUCAGAUUGAAUUGGCCCGAAAACGGGGCUGGAAGGGAUACUGGGUGUGUCUGAAGGGUACGACACUUCUUUUUUAUCCUUGUGAUUCACACGAGAGCAGAGCAGUUGAGACUGCCCCGAAGCACCUCAUUAUCGUCGACGGUGCUAUCAUGCAACCAAUUCCUGAACAUCCAAAGAGGGACUACAUAUUCUGCCUGAGUACAGCAUUUGGUGAUGCAUAUCUCUUCCAAGCGCCGUGUCAAGUUGAACUUGAGAAUUGGGUGAAUAGUAUUCACUCGGCGUGUGCCGCAGCAUUCGCAAGACAUCGUGGCAAAACUGGUACCCUGCAUCUUCUCCAGGAGGAAAUUUUCCGUUUGGAAAAGGCAAUUGAAUCGGAUUACAAAUUGAAACACAUGGCUGAUCUCCAGCAGUCGGUUGUUUCCGAUGUCGAAACGAAACAGGAAAUUAAUAAUCAGAUUGUGCAGUGGGAGGAAAAUCUUGAACGGCUGCACUGCGAACAAUUUCGGUUACGGUGUUACAUGGCGAGUUUGCAGAGUGGAGAAUUGCCAAAUCCCAAGAGUCUGUUGACCCACGUGUCUAGAGCUACGAAGCAAACCCUAAACAAACUCGGUGUAUUCACCGUAUCAUCUUUCCACGCAUUCAUCUGUGCACGUAGCCCAUCCUUGCUCAACAAUUUGCUCGCUGGUCGUGGUGCCACAAAGAGGAGACCGCCACUUUUGUCAAGAUCCAACAGCGGCUCUAGCCGUAGAUCACUCCAGAUAUCCUCAAGAGAUGAUGAGAAGAGUGUCAAAGUUUCUGUACCCGAAAAUCAACUUGUAUCCGUGUAUUUACGUGAAAGUAUGACUGUAGAAGAGUUCUUAGCGAGUGCAUGUAGUAGAAAGGGCCUCAAUCCUAUGGAGCACUUUGUCAGAGUGAAGAAACGUCGUGAUAUGGAGGAUCAUAAUUAUUUUGUGCCUCAUAGAAAUGAUGGAAUAGAGACUUAUUUGCACACACACGAGAUGGUGGAGGUGUGCGCUAAAAUACUUUAUCAAGUGGAGCUACAGCGUAAUACCCUUGACCAGAUGUGGGGCUUCUCCGUUGAGGCUGAACUGAUUGAGAACUCAGAUCGACAGGAUGAGUUGUGCUGUUACGUCAGCCGAGUUGAAGAUAAAAGUGUGGCGAUGCAGAAUGGUAUUAUAAAGGGUGACGAGAUUAUGGUCAUAAAUGGUGCUAUUGUCAGCGAUCUCGAUAUGAUGUAUCUCGAGAGUGUCCUUCAGGAGGAACUUGCGCUCUGCAUGAUGAUGCGCUCAUCAAGAACAGAACCCCCUGAUCUUAUGAGGGUAAUGGAUGAUAUUGAUAGCCUGGUAUGUCCACCUCCACCAACAGAUCCCCCCGUAAUAAGCGAAGAAAUGAUAUCCGGACUUAUAGUACCAGCCCCAGGACGAAGCAAAGAAGGUAUAAUGCAAGAGUGUAUAAUCCCAGGUUCUCACCUUGAUAAUGGAAAGCAAACAUCGCGUACGAAUUCAUUUGAAAUUGAAAAUCUUCUCAAGACUGCUGAACAAGUCACUGGUAUUUGUCGUUCACCUGGUGAUACCAGAAAAUCCAGUCCAACUGGUAGUGUUGUUAGUUCACACUCUCAAGUAUUAACGCCGAGCCGACAGCUCAGCGAUGCGGAAAAACUUAAAAAAGUCAUAUGUGAGCUCAUUGAGACAGAGCGAACGUACGUGAAGAAUUUAAAUAAUUUAUUGGAGAAUUACUUGGAGCCGUUAAAGCGUGAAACAUUCCUGUCGAAUGCCGAAAUCAAUGCGCUGUUUGGAAAUAUUCAAGAGAUCGUAACGUUUCAGAGGCAAUUUUUACAGAAUCUCGAUCAUGCCAUUGAAAUGGAGGCUGAUUUCAACAACUUUGAGCAUCCAAGUCAAUUUAAGGGUGUCCUGUUUUCCAUUGGAAGUGCCUUCUUAUAUUACGUGAAUCACUUCAAAUUGUACAGCUCGUUCUGCGCCAGUCAUUCAAAGGCCCAAAAAGUUUUACAUCCGAAUGAGGGGAAUCAAGCACUGCAAGAAUUUCUCCAAGCACGAAACCCUCGACAACAGCACUCAUCGACUUUAGAGUCUUAUCUGAUAAAGCCUAUUCAAAGGAUACUCAAAUAUCCACUGCUUCUUCAACAAUUGAAGAAUCUUACGGACGACCGUAGCGAAGAGCAUCAACAUUUGAUUGAGGCAUUGAAGGGCAUGGAGAAGGUCGCUGAGCAUAUAAACGAAAUGCAGAGAAUUCACGAGGAAUAUGGAGCAAUUUUUGAUCAUUUAUUCAGACAGCAUCAGAAGUCCUGCAAACAGCCAAUCGAUUUAAGCCCCGGUGAUUUACUCUACUACGGUGGCGUCGAGUGGCUGAAUAUCUCGGAUUUCCUGGGAAAAAUAAAAAAAGGUCUCGAGCUACAUGCCAUGUGUUUUGUAUUUAAAUCGGCUGUUGUGUUUCUCUGCAAGGAGCGGUUGAGGCAGAAGAAAAAAUUAAUGGGGGUUUCAACGAAAACGAAUUCCAGUGAAGUUGAAAUAAUUCGGUAUCAAGUACUGAUACCCGUGACUGAAGUGCAGGUUCGUGCUAGUUCAGCGAAAGACAUGGAAUCGCAUUUUCUGUGGGAAUUGAUUCACCUGAGGAGUCAAUUGCAGAGACGCUCGGAGAAGGUGUAUGUCUUGUCGAACAGCACGACGGAAUUCAGAAAUGCGUUCUUGAAGACAAUUCGUCAGAUAAUUCGUGAAUCAGUGAGAAAUAUGAGUAUACCAUCUACUAAGCAGAAUAUGAGCCAGCCAAUGUCCAUGGCGCCGAGAAUGUCGACGGGACACGUUGAUAAAUUUGAUAAGUCGCAAUUACAGGGUCAGAGUCAGAAUGGUAAUGGUAAUGGUAAUACUGGCACAUUGUCGAAGAAGGCUGUCAAACAGCAGAUGUUAUCCAAUACGUUGAAUUCGAGAAGAAAACACAGUCAAUCAAAGGCAUCGGUCGAGCAUGAAAGUUCGGAAGACAGAGAGGGUGAGGACCCACCACUUCAUCAUCAUCAUCAUCAUACAUCAUUUCGCACACGGAGUAAAACCAUCAGCGAUACCACAGGUGAAGUAAAAGUUGAUAUGGAUUCAGGAACGAAAUCGGAAGGUGAGGAGGACUCACAGGGAUUUUUAAGCGAGAAGAAGACUAAUCUGGGUAGAACACCAAAUCAUCUCACGCUGAGUACAACUUCAACAAUAUCAGCUGGUAGCACUGGCAGUCAAGCAAAGCUUAUACAAUCCUCCCAUCAGCCGGAGAAUUAUCAACCACCUAUGGUUAAGGAGCUCGGUUCGCCAAUUUGGAAGCCGCGGGAGCUACCUUCACUCGGGGAAGCCACAACGUUGCCGCGGAAGGGUAAGUCGGCCGGUGAAUUCAAUGAAAUCAACUCGGCCCACAGCGCCUCCCGAAAGUCACUCAUUGAAAUCAAUAAUUGUGCUCAACAAUCUAACUUUAAUAAUCACGUUUAAGUUUAUUAAAAGCCAAAUGAAAUUAAAAAUGAAAAAUCCAAAAAAAAAAAAAAAGAACACAGAAACGAAAAUUCGCAAACAGAAAAAUAUCGCACGAAGGGGAGAAUAAAUUUAAAAAAUUAUAUAAUAAAACUAUUGAAAUUAACGUUAAUAGAGUAAGCAGUAGAUUUGAAGAGAGAAAAAAAAACUAAACACGGAGGUAACACUAUAACUCAAUAUCGUGUAACUUGAAUCUAGUCAGUGUUUCCUUUUUUUUUUUUUGUUAUUUUUGCUGUCCUCUGCUGCAAACUAUUAUGAAAUUUAUCUCUUCCGUUUUUCCAAUAUUUUUCAUCCACUCCUCUUCCAAUUCUUAUUGUAUUGACUUUAUGUAUUAUUUGCAUAAUUUGGUACGAUAAACUACACAAUGAACUCUUUGAGAAUGGUAACACAAUGUGUGAAACAGUAGCUGUAUCGUUGUACACGUUGUAAAAGAGAUAAAUAUAUAUGCCGACUGAUCUCAACAAUCCUAUGCAGAUUUUUUAAUGCAUUAUACUUUAUAAUAUUGAGAAUGAGACUUCGUUGCACGGAGACUUUGCAAGAUUUUACGAGUAAAUGAAUUCAUUGUUAGAUAUUAUAACUCUUGCGAGAAUAUUUAUAAUCAAAUAGAGCGUAGGAACCAGUGGAUUAAAAAAAAACCAAACAAGUAAAUAAAAAAAGGAAAAUAUUAAUCACUUACAGGGUUUUGAAUUUUACGUGAAAAUGAAGUUUAAAGAUUUAUGAGACAUUGUAUAAUGCAAAGUGAUGAUUUUCAACCGUUUUUAAGAUUGGCACUCUUUCACACAAAUGCACAAUUGACGAGUUCGAUUUUUACCCCAUAUUUUAUCUCAGAUUUAUUUUAAACAUAUUAAUUCUUCAAUUCAUGGAAAGUAAGAGCUUUAAUCGAUUCUAGUCAAUGAUAUCCAGGUGAUAUCAGUCUCUAAUUAAUCAGUUAAUUUAUAUGAAGAAUUAAAUUUUAAAUACAAAAUGGAAAUACGUAAGAUCGAGUGAUGCUGCAGUGUGGACAGCAAUAAUAUUGAAAAAACUAUAAGGAUUAAGAUAAUUAAUUGUAUAUAAUGUAAUAAGAAAAUUUGAAAAAUUGGAUGGAUUGAAAGCCGAAAUGCUGAGAGUGUAACGCUGAAAUAUAGAGGAAUUAUGGAUCGAAGAUAUAUCCAGGGGGAUGAUAUAUUUAUGAAUAUAUAUGUGGGCACUUCACAGGUGUCGAUGUAUAGAUCCAUUGUUAUAUCUUAUCUAGAAAGAUUUUAAACAACUCGAACAAUACUUCAAACCGUUUCAUCAUCACUGGAUGCUUUUCGAGCUGCAUAGCUCAUUUAUUUUUACCAUUACUUAGCAAUUACUCCGGGCUCGAAUGGCAUUUAGUUGUGCUGCAAAUAUCCAUGAAAGAGUGCAAUUAAAAAAAAUUUCAACAAUUAAUGAUGAGAUAAAUCGAUAUAAAAUUGACAUAAACCUCGGCGAAUUUCAUUUCAAAUCAUCCGAAUACGUAACAGAGAAAUUGUUGAUAUUAAAAUUGAAUGAUUGAUAUCAAAGAUUUAAUUCUUGUGAAUUAGAGAACAGAAAGUAUCCAUAGAUGAGAUUAUCCACAGAUCAAUACGAAAAAAAAAAACAUUAUAUAUAUAUACUUCCAAUACAAGUACUUGAGGUAAACAAAGUGAUGUUGAUUACGUACGUUGCGCGCGGCGAUCUCGAAUCUCGAUCGAUUUUUUGAGAAAUGCAGAGAGAAUAGAGAGAAAAAUGGGAUAAACAAAUUUCAACUAUUUUCUACCCGAUUAUUGUGAGAUUCGUUAUGGAUAAAUUUUACUUCACUCAUAAGCGCCGAUUGUUUACCAUUGAGAAUAAUUCCUAGAGAUAUUUACUCGGUUUUGCAGGAAUAAAGUAACAGAAGUUAACGAGAUGUGCAAAUAAAUUAAUUUGCAGUUCCAGUUGAAUUUUCAGAUUGUUAAUCUCACACUCUUCCAGGAACGAGUCAUCACCGACAGUUUACUGUGAGUUGAAUUUUGUAAUAAUAUUUUUUAUGUGAAAUUCUGUUUUGUAAUGAAUUAUUUUUAUCCAAGUUUUAACAUUGUUCAAUUCUAUGCUGAGAGACUAUUUAAUUUUAUUAUUGCCAAAACUGAUACUUCAAUUUGCCGGAAAUUUUGAGAGUAGAUUGCGAAUUUAAAAAUUAUUCAAAUGAAUAUUUGGGUAUGGAGUAUAUAAAUGAAACAAAAGGGAUGCCGCGUGUGACGAAAUAAAAUGAGAAUUGGUGGUUUUUCGUUGGUGAUUCAAUUAACUAAAAUAAUUCCUCGAUGAAAAUAAUCAUCAUUAAGAUUUAUCUGACCCCUAGAUUCUCCGCGCUCUUGUAUAAUUGACAUCACCGAUGUUAAAUGUUACGAGUCCAAUUAAUUAAUUAAUUAUAGUCGAGAAUGAAGAGCGCGGAAAAUCCUUCUUGUCACUAAAAUGAUCGACAUGAAUAUUUUAUUGCAUAAAUCAAUCAAAAGUCAAAUAAUUUCAUUAAAUUCGUCCGAUUUACGUUCCCAUCUUGAUUUUUUUAAUGCAUUAAUAAUGGGGAAUUUUCAUUGAGCAAAUUUAAUAUAUAUUACGACCACAAUCUUGCUGACGAAUAAAUACCAAUUCUCAUAAUAAAAUCAGAUGAAUACCUCUCGAUUAUCAUUAAUGCGCAGACUUUGUGAUCUCAAUGUGAAAAAAUUUGAGAUUCAAAGAGAGGAAUGAAUCGAAAAAAUACUCCAUAACAGGGCUAAUACUAUGAAAGAUCAGGAAAUGAAAAGAAAAAAGAAAGAUUGCCCGCUAGUCUGUAAUUUAAGGUCUAAUAAACCUUACUAGUAUACACCGAUUUCCUCGGUGCAGGAAAAAAAAAACUAGUAAAAUAUUCAAUAUUAAGUCAAAGUAUAUCUCAGUAAGACAUCGUUUAAGAUCUGACAGCGAAAAAAAAAAUGCAAAAAAAAUUAAAUAAAAUGAAAAAAUAAGGGAAUACCUAUUUAAUAAUAAUUAUAGGCGGUUGGCGCACAUAAAAGUAUUAACGAUGAAAAAGGCGAAGAAUGGAUUAAUCGUAAUUAUAAUGAAGAAGAAUAAAACUAAAUGACAAAGAUGGACCUUCUGUUGCUCGAAUUAUUGCAUUAUCUAAAUAUAUAAAUUUUAUGUAAUAAAUUCUGUCAAGGCGCGCCCUCCGAUCGAGAGUGUUCGCUCUUUAAUUCCAGGUGAAUACGACUAAAAAUUAAAAAUGAAAAAUCUAUCACGAUUUCUCGUCUCAUUUACAUAUUUUUUAAUAAACUCCGUACUAAUGCAUGAGAUUGAUGAUUUCAUAUCUCCAUUUUCACUUCGAUUCACUGAAUAUUUCAGCCAAUUAGAAUUUUUUUACCUAAGCAUUUACACGAUAUAAAGAUUUUCCGUGGCUUCGUCAUUGCUGCAAUCCACUCACCUUCCUUUUGUAUGAGAAAAUAUCAUUCGACAAAUAAAAUUACGUAGAUGAGAAAUCAUUGGCAUGUUGAUAAUUAACUGAAAGAAAAAAAAACUAGUAAGCCAUUGACUAUCUUGUGCACACUGGGGAUUGAUUUUUAUGAAAAUAAAAUUAAAUGACGAAUGACGAAGCAGAGAGAUCAUAAAUAUUAGAAGAGAGCGGAGAUGCAUUGAUUGGUUUGAUGGGAAGUGGAAAAUCUCGUCAGAACUCAGAGGGAAUGAGACAGGGGCACAGACAAGAGUGAUGUGAAGUUUAAAAAGAAUUAUUAAUAAUGAUAAAAGUGUAUCGAAACCCUCUCGAUUAGAGGCGUCCCAAUAGUUGGCCUAGUAUCGGAGUACCAUGUUUUUGUCACCCUCCAUCCCCUUUUACCCCGAAACCCCGGAUUGCCAUUGGAUUAUUGAAUUAUCGUCUAUUAUUGAUAUACUUCGAGAAAUUUUAUUGAUAUAAAACUUUAUCGCUACCGUUGACGAUGUAUUUGAACACGAUGACGGGUAAAUUUAAUGAAGUAAUUAAUACAAAAUGAAAAUUAAUGGAGAAAACAAAGUGAAUGAUCUGUAAGACGUUGCGAUAAAUAUUAAAAUCCAUGAUAAUGCGGAAUUCAGUCAUGCAUACGCAUUGAUGGUAAUGAAUCUCAGAAAAUCGGGAGAUUAAAUUUUUUUUUCUUGUGCUCGAGACUCGCAACGUUCAAUAGAUCGACUAAUGUAGUAUUUAGUUCGUUUAGAAAAAGGGUAACAUCCUAAUGGAUGUGGAAAAUAAACGAAAAAUACUAGGUAAGGAAAAGAUUAUAAGAGUAACGAGUCUUUCCAAUGUGAGAAAAAAAAAAUGAUGAGAAAAAUGAAUACACAAAACUCAAUAAAAUAAAAAAAACCUCUUCCUUUUGUUUUGGUGAACGUCAAUGGUGAACCGAACAUGUAUUAUAGUAAUUGAAAUAAAAAUAAAGGAAAAAGUGUUGUUUUUGCGUUUGAAACUUUGUAGUGAUGAAAAAAAAAACACUUACCAUACAAAAUAAUGAUAUUUAUUGUGAGGUAUCAUUGCAAUUAUUGAUUACAUUUACUGUACUUAUUGUUAUCGUUCCUCGGUUUACGUGGGAGAAACGUUUACGAGAAAUUCCAUUUGUACAAUCAUUACGUGACAUUAAAAUAUGAUUACUCAUUAUGAAAAAAUUGGCAAUGAGUUUUUUAUUUAUUUCCUCCUCUCACACUUUCCAAGAUUUUCCUGAAAACAUUCUACAUAAAAAAAUUGUAAAUUCUAAGAGAAACGUUCACGAGAAAUACCAUUUAUACAAUCAUUAUGUGACAUUAAAAUAUGAUUAAUCAUUAUGAAAAAAUUGGCAAUGAGUUUUUUAUUUAUUUCCU
This is a messenger RNA of Fopius arisanus, 11707 nucleotides long. It is a transcript of the gene sif, whose product is annotated as still life. Bases 692 to 6865 code for a protein of 2057 amino acids. Gene Ontology annotation, biological process: positive regulation of axonogenesis; small GTPase-mediated signal transduction; activation of GTPase activity. The transcript has 30 exons. NCBI's taxonomy places the organism in Eukaryota, Metazoa, Arthropoda, Insecta, Hymenoptera, Braconidae. Gene Ontology annotation, cellular component: membrane; synapse. Gene Ontology annotation, molecular function: protein binding; guanyl-nucleotide exchange factor activity. The record is from RefSeq and is a predicted model, not a curated record.